AUGGGGCCCCCGGGCAAUAGGGGAUCAUGGGGCCCCUGUGUCCUCACCCACACUCAAACCACACCCAAAAAGCCUAUGAAAGGUACCAGGGGCAUCUCAUGGGGCCUCCUACUGACCCCCGGCCCUCGGGCAGUGCCCGAGUUCCCAAACAGUCAGUCCGGCCCUGGUAAGGUGUCCAGAAGUGUUAACUACUGUCCAGGGGCAGACUGACAACUCAUGGGGCCCCCGGGCAAUAGGGAAUCAUGGGGCCCCUGUGUCCUUGCCCAAACUCAAAAAAGCCUAUGAAAAAGGUACCAGGGGCAUCUCAUGGGGCCCCCUACUGACCCCGGGCCCUCGGGCAGUGCCCGAGUUUCCAAAUGGUCAGUCCGCCCCUGC
Molecule: messenger RNA, 375 nt
Organism: Staurois parvus
Lineage: Eukaryota; Metazoa; Chordata; Amphibia; Anura; Ranidae
Source: the annotation of a GenBank genome assembly